Molecule: messenger RNA, 848 nt
Organism: Canariomyces notabilis
Lineage: Eukaryota; Fungi; Ascomycota; Sordariomycetes; Sordariales; Chaetomiaceae
Exons: 4
Coding region: 52-549 (165 amino acids)
Cellular component (GO): cytosolic small ribosomal subunit
Molecular function (GO): RNA binding; structural constituent of ribosome
Source: RefSeq, a predicted model, not a curated record
ACUCUCCCAAGACCAAUCUCCAAUUGUGUCGACACCGAUCCAGCCGCCAAGAUGCUUAUUCCAAAGGCUGAUCGCAAGGCGAUCCACGAGUAUCUCUUCCGGGAGGGUGUUAUGGUCGCUGCGAAGAACUAUGAGUCGACCCACGAGACCGGCAUUCGCAACCUCUAUGUCAUCAAGGCCUGCCAAUCCCUGACUUCGCGCGGCUACGUCAAGACCCAGUUCUCCUGGCAAUACUACUACUACACACUGACCCCCGAGGGUCUCGACUACCUCCGGGAGUGGCUUCACCUGCCUGCCGAGAUUGUCCCGGCUACCCACAUCAAGCAGCAGCGAUCGCAUGCCCCGCCCCGCGGCAUGAUGGGCGAGGAGCGUGGUGAGCGGAGGUUCGGCGGCCGUGGCCGUGGCGACCGUGGCGACCGGGAGGGUGGCUACCGGCGCCGGGAUGCUGGUGAGGGCAAGGAGGGCGGUGCCCCGAGCGACUUUGCUCCUCAAUUCCGUGGUGGUUUCGGGCGUGGCCGUGGCGGCCGUGGUGACGCUCCUCCUUCGUAAAGCCGGAGGCGGAUAAUCUCUUCUCUCUAUUGGGUUGCCAGCAACGGCAGAACGGCAUGGCACGACAUGUACUCUACAUCGAAAGAGUAGAAAGGGUCGACCAGCAAUGCACCUACUCGCCAGGACCGUGAGUGGUUUGCGUGAGGAGUUGGUGGUUAGAGAUCAUUCGGAAAACUUCUGCAUUCAGGGUCAUCAUUUGCGGUCAAUACGAUUUUUACUCUCACUCGGUUGCUUCGUGAUGCUACAGGCAGUUAGCCGGUCACCGGAUGGAUGAGUCUACGAACAAUAUGAGAAGGGAG